This is a messenger RNA of Amoebophrya sp. A25, 5080 nucleotides long. The record is from the annotation of a GenBank genome assembly. NCBI's taxonomy places the organism in Eukaryota, Dinophyceae, Syndiniales, Amoebophryaceae.
UUGCAAAGGAAAAGUAAUAUACUAAAACAUGCACUGCAACCACGACCAAAUAGCAAAACUGCUCUGUUCUAUUCAUAUCUUGUCGUUGCGUCCAGACGAGUCACUAAAAUUCGGAGUCUGUUUCUCAUCCUCUUGUUCGGUCUGAGUGGAGAUAAAAGCGUAGUAGUCUCCCAUAAUAAAGAGUACGACUAGGUACCUAAAGAAUAGAGUCACUCUCCCUGCAGUUUUUACCCCUUCAAAUACAGAUUCUUUUCGCAAUGGCCAAUGUACUAUCCUGAACAUUACAACCUACUGGAAUACAACUCUUUGGCUCCGUCGUGCCUCUGGUUUCAUCAUGCUGUUGAUAAUUCUAGAUUUUGAGUUUCCUUGUUCUUCUUUGACAGUAUCGCUUUCGCAUGAUCGCGUUCUCUUUUGUGUCCAGAGUUAUUUGUGACCACCACAGUUCAUGUCUAUCUGAGGCUCCCCUCCAUCUUCAUCCUCCAUGUUGUAACUCUGUAGUUGUACAACUAGAAGUCUAAGUAAAAAGUAGUGUGUGAUAUUAACCUUUGUCAUUCUCCUUCUAUCCUCCUCCCCGUUGACCAUGGCACUACAAGGCGACAACAACGAAGAUGCUCCUGCACAGGUGGCAGGAAGCCCACUGGCUCGCAAGUCCUUGCGACAAGGGGGCAUCGGCUUGAAAUGCGAGAACCUGUGUGUAAAUGUGGCCGUCGUGCCCACGACAUCCGCCACAACGACGAAGGCCAAGCUAGCCGAACCAACACCUUAUGAUGUUUGUAUUAGGGCUAUUUAUUCUUACUGGAAGCGAGACUAUCAUAGCUAGUAGGAGGCACAGGCACUCGCACUAGCAAGGUCAAGUCCAGGGCUAUAGUGAAAGUACCACCCUCUAUUUGCUCUAACCUCUCCCAGCCACAAAACCUCUGUUGAAAAACGUCAGCGUAGAAAUCGCAGCAGGCGACUUCAUUGCCGUCAUGGGUGCUAGUGGUGCAGGCAAGACCACUUUUUUGAACACGCUGAUGGGUCGUCCUGGUGCUGGCGCUACCUGGACUGGCGACCUAAUCUUCGACGGCAAUGUGAAUAUGGGUAAGUCUUCGUCUCUCGCGGAACGAGAUAAAUUGCGGCAGAGGAUGGUUAAGGCGAGAGGCUUUAUUUAAUCGUCCGAUAACCAAGACCAAGUAGAUGAACUCUUCGAACUCAUUCGUGUCGACUUCAGAAGUAUCUUUAAUAGGUUCUGAGAGCUAUCAAUCCUCAUAUGACCAACAUUAUAGCUUUUCAAAUCCAAAAUCUAAACACCGCUACGUAACGCAGGACGACGUGAUAUUGUACCGACUCACGCCUCGAGAGCAAAUUCAAUUCCGACUUGAGCUAGUGCGAGCACGUCAAAGAGCCACACUACUUGCACCUUCUUCUGGUACAUCUGCAUCUCCUCCGCAAGCAGAAGCACAAACUUCUUCUACAUCAGGGACGAGCACGAACAAAGCCACGACAAUUCUUGAUGAGCCUCUAGACACGCAAGUGGAUCGCAUGUUAGCCCAAUUGGGUCUUCGAGGAGCAGCUGAUACUAUUGUGGGAGAGCCAGGGACUGAACACACGGGGAUAUCUGGUGGCGAGCGAAAGAGAACGAACGUGGCAUUGUCACUGUGUGGAGAUCCCGAUUUUUUGCUGCUGGACGAGCCAACAAGUGGAUUGGAUAGCAGGUAGUAGUUCUUCUCAUUUGAGUCUAGAACUCGUCGUUUCAAUGUGCAUGACGCAUCAAGUAAAUCAGUUGUGAAAAAUCGCCACAAGUAGAAGACUAAUGUGUAUGGUUCUGGUAUUUGGUAACCUGAACUUGAUCACAAGGGUUCUCUUCUUGUUUUCCCUUAAAUGAUCCAAUUCAGGUUACCAAAUAUUACCGACACCAUUCAUAAUGCACAAGUAGAAAACUAAAAAUGCUAUGAUCUUCCUACCACCACAGAAAAGCCCGCAAUCUAGUCCAAGAUCUCAAGGAUUUGACGCUACCUCAGAAGGAUGGCCCUUCUGGCAUGACGAUUGUGUCGACGAUCCAUCAACCAUCUGAAGAAACCUUCGAACUCUUCAAAAAAGUGCUUCUUUUUCAUGCGGGUGAGGUGGCUUUCUUUGGGAGUAUUGUUAUGGUUUCUUUUGCUUGUCUUUCAUCGUCCACAUGUAGAAGUGGAACAACAAGAGCAAUUAUUAUAAGAGAUGAAGAUACCAACUACGACCUCUAGCUGGCCUGCCUGCUUAAUAUCAUCUACGAGGUCUUCUAGAAGAUUCGAUAACUUUGACCUUCUAGAGGAUUCGAUAACUUUGACCUUCUAGAUGAUUUGUCAAUGACCUUUUCUUCAGUUGACCUCUACUCUCUUUGAAUCUAAACCUCACGAGCUCCGUGCCCUCUUGAAGGAGAUUGGGUGUCCAGUUCCGCCAGGAACAAAUCUCGCCGAACACAUAAUGGAUGUGCUCGAAGAUUUAUCCGAGAAAGUUGAGUUGAUGAAAAGACGAUACAACUCUAUGCCAUCUUCGAUUACUAGUGCUGAAGAUAAGAACGAAGGCUUGAAGCAAAUCAAGAUUGUGGAAGAUGCUGGGUCAGCAAGUUCGACAGCAGCUAAAGCGAACGCACAGUUAUGUAAAACUUGUUUUUUACAUACUACUUAGAAUCAAUUAAAUAAUAAUUUUUUCUAUGAAAAUCUAUCAAUCAAUCAUCUGAAAAUAAUAUCGAUGGUGCUCUCCUCGUGCUCAACGCACUCCCCUAACCAUCUUCUCCACUCCUACCGCAGGUGGCAGCUAUUCUCAAGUCUUCAGCAUUCUACUACGUCGCAACGCGAGGUGUAUGCGUAGAGAGCCUUGGAUGACCAAGAUCCGUCUGGCGCAGAGUCUCAUUGUAGGAGGUUUCGUAGGAGCUCUUUUCUUCCAGAUCGAAAGAAAUCUUGUAGGAGUUCGCAACAGAGCUGCCAUCGGGUUCUUGCUGUGCUUGACGCAGGUACUCAUCUCGAAAAUGGAGCAUCGCUUUGUGAACUUUACAUAUUGUACUUGUAGGACAAAGUGUUUUUAUGAUUCAGGACGACUACAGUCGUGUGGUCACUACAGCACGGCAAAUAGACCAAGACUCAUCUUCAGAUGAUCUUAUGUCUUUCUCAAUCCCACUACUAGUACGAGAUAUUUGUUACAAGUGAAAUAUAAAUUACGAUUACCCCUCUACCUCCAGCUCCUCUUCGCUUCUUUCGGCAUGGUAAAUGUGUUUCUUGGCGAACGGCCGGUCUUUCUACGCGAAUCCCUAGACCGACUCUACACCCCUUGGCAGUACUAUAUUGCCAAAAUUCUUUUGGAUAUCCCUCUCCAGACCUUCUAUGCCUGUCUCACUGGCACAGUCGCCUACUUCCUAGUAGGUCUCAACGUCGACCAGCCUCACAACUACUUCUACGCGAUGCUAAUUAUGUCCCUGAUGGCGAACUGCGGAGGCGCCAUAGGAUUUCUCGUGGCGGCCAAGACUGGGGACAUCAGCAAAACGUUGGCUAUCUUGCCGGGAACUGUGCUGCCGCAGGUCCUACUAUCAGGUUUCAUGAUCGACGUCGGAAGCAUGUAUCCGCCAUUCAGUUUAUGACAAGGAUGAAUCAAUCAAUCGUACGCCAAGAACAUCGACGAACUAGACGCGGUGGAUGUGACUGAAGGCAUCAAUCACAAGUAAUUGUUGUAGCUCCAAGAUGCAUAAUUUACUUCCUGGUUAGAGAUAAAGAAGAUUCUCCAUCUUGCUCCUCCUCUCCACCUCAGUCUCCACAUCUUCCACAAGUUCCCGAAGCUCACUCUUCUGGGAGCUUAUAGCCCACGACUUCUUCCCCAUUCAUCCUCCUGGCUGAGCUUUAUCAUGUUUUUCCGUUUUGCUUGGCAGGGGAUGACGUUCAACGAGUUUGACUGCAAGACAGCUCCACCGGAGUGCAGCAGCUCAGAUCCAACAAAUGGAUGGAUUGUCCAGGGUAGAUCUGGAACGGCUGGUGCCAAAUCCUGUGACGAUUCUCCAUGUCCUUUCUGUUGCGAUCCACGGUUAUGGCCACGAACACGAUGUUUUCUCUUCUUGCAAUAUAAUAUAAAUAUCUUCUUACUCAUUCCCAAGUGCUUAGGUUCUUUCAUAUCGAUCUCUCUGUGACUGAGAGUGAGAGGAUGAACCUCAUGUGCAGAGGCACCAACUCCUUGUCCAAAAUUCUUCUAACAUGCGAGCUAAUCGGCGAAAUGGGUCUUUGUCCUGUGACUACCUGUGAAGCCGCCUUGCAGAACUUGGGUAUGACAGGUGGCGAUGUGUGGCCUCGUAGCAAGGAUACUGACGAUAUCGGCGAAAGCACCUUUUAUUCCGUGUUGAUGCUACUUGGGUUGGCGUCUCUCUUUCGCGUCGUCGCUGGUGUGGUGCUGAAUAACGCAUAUAGGCAGAUCGAGCGGUCGUCGUCUGGGAAGUAAUUAUAGAGCAACAUUGUGUAGCCUUGUAUUCGAUGCCAAUUUGACUUGCGCUUAUGUCAGGAACAAGAAGGCCUUGUUCCCAACGAAAAGUGAAUUUUUUCUUUCAUUCUGAAAAACCUAGAAGAUGAGUGGAACUAUGAAGAUGCAUAUUGCGAUCAAUUCAUGUUGAUGUUUUUAAUCAAAUGGAAAAUACAAAUAUCCGUUUUUCUUGAGCGACGCUAUACAAUCUUCUCCAAGAAUAAAUAUUUAUAAAAGCAAAGAGAAUAUAUAGAUGUUCAUAAUGAUAAUGUGUAAACGAGGAGCGAGGUCACAUGUUGCCUUGUCAGCUGCUCCGACAUAGUAGGGAUGUCGUAAGAUUCGACAUUGUCAUCCUUUGAGUUUUCCUAUUGUUUCGAUUUGGACAUCACGCCAUGCAACAACUUAGUUGAUGUCUUAAAGUUAUGAUGCCCUACUUGUGUUAGGAGACAGUUUUUAACAUAAUGAUAACACCAAUGAGCAACACGAACGAACAACAGUCGUUCGGCAUACAGUAGCACAUAGAAUUGAGGACACGACGAGAUGUGGUAUGAUAUGACAGAUUCUACCACUGCUCGACGCGUUCCUUCAAGGUUGAGCUUCAAAAAGACAUAAAAGCUGACGACGC